UUCGGAGUCUCUUCGCAGAGUAGCCCUCGUCCCUCCUCCGAGCCAUGAGAAGAGCUUCUUCCUCUCUCCUCUCUGCCGUCACGGAAUCCAACCUCUCUUCCCGAAAUCUCGCCACAAAUCUCUUCUCUCACCUCUCUCCGCGACGCCCAUCCCUCCUCUCUCCUCCCCAUCUCAACCCCACCUCCAAUUCCCACCCACUUCUCCCCAACUCCCAUCCCUUCUCGAAAUGCCCUCCACAUCGCGCCACCCAAACCUUUUCCCUAAUCUCCCUUCCUAUCCCCUCUCGCCAUUCAGAGCUCAGAGCAUCCAAUCUCCUAGAAGCUCUCGAAUCCGCCACCACCUCAGAGGAACUCCUCGCCGCCUUCAAAGACAUGGAAUCCUCUCUCGACGAGAGCGACGAGAGGCUCGGUGUGGCCUGCCUGAUGGCGGGCGAUCGUCUAGACUCUCCAGGCUUCGAGGAAGCCCAUAAAGCUCUCGACUUUGCCCUUAGAGCUCUGAAGAUUUUCGAGAAGAGGGAUGGGGGAUGGUCGCUCUCGGUCGUGAAAGCUCUUCGCUUGAUGGGCUCGGUUGCUUGCAAGCUCCAGAGGUUCGACGAUAGCUUGGAGUCAUUGAACGCGGCUGAUGAGAUUCUUGAUAGGCUGGAAUUUGGAAGUUGCAGCCAUUCUGAAGUUAGAUUGGUGAGCAUCGCCGUCCAGAUCCAGCUUGCGAGUACGAAGACCGCAAUGGGCCGAAGAAGGGAAGCUUUGCUUAACCUACGAAAGUCUCUUGAGCUUAAAAAGUCGACCUUGGAGCAUAGUAGUCGGGAAUUGGGCACUGCCUAUAAGGAUUUGGCAGAGGCUUGCACUGUAGUGUUGGAUUUUGAGGAGGCCUUGGCGUUGUGUUUGAAGGCGCUGGAGAUUUAUGAGGCCCAAUUUGGGAUGGAUUCUGCAGAGGUGGUCCCGGUUCGGCGGCUUCUUGGGGUUAUCUAUACUGGUUUGGGGAAGGAUAAGGAAGCGUUGGAGCAGAACGAGCUCUCAAGGAGGGUCUUCGAGAGUUCAGGAUUGGAUACUGAAUUGCUUGAGUUGGAAAUCGAUGCGGCCAAUAUUCAAAUUGCAUUAGGUAGGGUGGAGGAGGCAAUGAACACUCUUAAAAGAGUGAUUCAGCGGUCUGAAAAGGAGAGUGAGACUCGGGCAUUCAUUUUUGUCUCUAUGGCAAAAGCCUUGUGUUGCCAAGAGAAGUUUGGGGACUCAAGGAGGUGUUUGGAAAUUGCUUGUGGUAUUCUCGACAAGAAAGGUUCAGCCUCUCCUGCAAAGAUUGCUGAGGCAUAUGCAGAUAUAUCUAUGCUGUAUGAGACGAUGAAUGAAUUUGAAAUGGCUUUAUCUUUAAUGAAACGGACUCUUGCAAUGCUUGAGAAGCUUCCACAGGAGCAACACCUUGAGGGGAGCAUCAUGGCAAGGAUGGGGUGGUUGCUUCUUGUGACAAAAAGAGUGCCCCAGGCAGUUCCAUAUUUGGAAAGUGCAAUUGAGAAGCUGAAGAACUGCUUUGGCCCAAAGCAUUUUGGGUUGGGUUUUGUUUAUAAGCAUUUGGGACAGGCAUACUUGGAGAUGGACCAGCCGCAAUCGGCUGUGAAGAUGCUAGCACUUGCGAAAGACAUCAUUGAUUUCUCAUUCGGGCCAUACCAUGAGGAUUCAAUAGACACAUGCCAAUGCCUUGCAAAUGCAUUUGGAGCCAUGGGAAGCUAUUCUGCUGCAAUGGGGUUCCAACAAGAAGUUGCAGAUGCAUGGGAAAACCAUGGGCCUGGUGCUAGAGAUGAACUGAGAGAGGCUCACCGGCUUCUUGAGCAGCUGAAGAAAAAGGCUCAGGGAUUACCAUCCGCUGUCUUUCCUGCAAACACUCUCCCAUUGCCCCCACCAAAGUGAUAUUAUACAUUUCAAACUUGUGCAACCUUGUUGUAAGGUGGAGAUGGUGCCAGCAGGCACCAACACCCAGCUUUUCUGAGCAGGUGCAGUGCCAGCCAAUGCCUAACACACAUCUGAAAGCAGAACUCCAUCCAACUCAAGUUUCAUGCUGAAGUGGAGAUAUUGAAGAAUCAAUGGAUUAUAGAGACUGGAAAAAGGUGUAUUAUGAGAAUGAUAUAUAUGUCCAUUUGUAUGUUUCUUGUUGAUCUAAUUUAUUGCUCAGAAGAAAGGUUCGAGAGAUUGGUUCAUGAAUGGGAAUCCCUCGGUAUCUCAUGGACUUACCAAUGUGCAGGUGAUGUUCAUGGAUGAGUUUUUCUCCGUCAUCCAAGGCACUGGAGUGGAUGCAAUAAGAGUUUCUUAUGUCUGGAGCUCUAUGCUUCUCCAACUCAGACCCCACAUCUGGUUGAACUGUCACUUACCUGCAGGUUCUGGCUGGCGCUGGUGUUUCCAAGAGAGCCUGUGGUGGUGUACUUAUAUUUUUAUGUAUCCUUCUGAAAUCAAAGUAGAUAUGAUCUUUCUAUAAUACAGACUUCAAGCCUAGGCAAGUUUUUACUCUUGGUUGCAGUGUUGCUUUAAAGGGGUUAAUCAUGUAUUGGUCUCCAUGUCGCUUCUUAAAAUUUCCCAUUGUAAUUAACUAAACAAAGCUUUGUUAUCGUUUGUUAAUUUCUCUGGAGGACUUUGGGAGUUCAUCAGAGACACAAGUUAUGUGAUUACAGUUGAGUAAGAAGUUAUUGGCUCUUAUAUAAU
Molecule: messenger RNA, 2684 nt
Organism: Elaeis guineensis (African oil palm)
Lineage: Eukaryota; Viridiplantae; Streptophyta; Magnoliopsida; Arecales; Arecaceae
Product: protein KINESIN LIGHT CHAIN-RELATED 2
Molecular function (GO): protein binding
Source: RefSeq, a predicted model, not a curated record